Molecule: messenger RNA, 633 nt
Organism: Contarinia nasturtii (swede midge)
Lineage: Eukaryota; Metazoa; Arthropoda; Insecta; Diptera; Cecidomyiidae
Gene: Ak6
Product: adenylate kinase isoenzyme 6 homolog
Exons: 3
Coding region: 104-616 (170 amino acids)
Cellular component (GO): nucleus; cytoplasm
Molecular function (GO): AMP kinase activity; ATP binding; ATP hydrolysis activity
Source: RefSeq, a predicted model, not a curated record
AACAAACGAACAUCAUAGUAUUGCCAUUCCAUUAUUUAAAUGAACAUUGUGCGCUGUAACAAAAAAAGAAGAAGAAACUUUGUUUUUUAAAAAAACCGUGAAAAUGACUGUGACAUUGCCGAAUAUUCUUGUGACUGGAACACCGGGCACGGGAAAGUCACGAAUUUGCGCCGAAAUAGCCAAACAACGUUCGAUGAAAUGGCAAGACGUAUCGAAAAUUGCCAAAGACAAUGGUUUCGUUGAAGAAUACGACGAUUCAUUGGAAUGUCCCGUGUUGGAUGAAGACAAACUCAUGGAUCAUUUAGAACCAGAGAUACAAGCUGGGGGUAACGUUGUCGAAUAUCAUUCAUGCGAUUUCUUCCCGGAACGUUGGUUCGACGCAGUAUUUGUGGUACAAUGCAACAAUACGAUAUUGUAUGACCGACUACAAGAACGUGGUUACAACGAGAAGAAAAUCAAAGGAAACAUCGAGUGCGAAAUCUUUCAGAUGGUACUAAACGAAGCAAAAGAAUCCUAUGACGAAGAUAUUAUUCUACAAUUAUCGGGCGAAACCGAAACCGACUUUACCGAGAGCAUCAAAAAAAUCACAGAUUUUAUCGAUAAUUUUAGAAAAUAAAGCAGUUCAUUUAAAAA